Daldinia decipiens is the source of this 2268-nucleotide messenger RNA. RefSeq names its product kinase-like domain-containing protein. NCBI's taxonomy places the organism in Eukaryota, Fungi, Ascomycota, Sordariomycetes, Xylariales, Hypoxylaceae. Gene Ontology annotation, biological process: peptidyl-serine phosphorylation; intracellular signal transduction; protein autophosphorylation. Gene Ontology annotation, cellular component: nucleus; cytoplasm. The transcript has 11 exons. Gene Ontology annotation, molecular function: ATP binding; calcium-dependent protein serine/threonine kinase activity; calmodulin binding. The record is from RefSeq and is a predicted model, not a curated record. The coding region runs from base 1 to 2268 and encodes 755 amino acids.
AUGAAUAAUAGGAGGAGGAGAUCCAACAGGCGGCAGAAUCGGCCUUAUGGCAGUAAUAUUCUCUUGAAGCAUCUUAUUAGAGACCGUAGAGAAAAACCUCGAUCAGGUGAAGACCCGGCUUUUCUACGUGCCCGAAGGUCCUUGAGAAAGCUCCAACAAAACUUCGAAGAAAACUAUCCAGGGCGUAUCAAAUUCCAGAGGGUACUUGGUUAUGGCGGUUUUGGUCUUGCCACGAUGUGGAAAGUGAAAACCCGCAGCGGCCGCGAUGUUGACGUUGCUGUCAAAACGAGUAUUAGAAGAGGUGAUGAUGAGAGCGAGUUAAGAUCUGAGAUCUAUAUUCAGGGAGAGCUACUCCGAGGUGCGGAACAUAUCGUCCAACUUAUCGAUGUCGAGGAAGACGUUCCGGCUACCGCCAAGCUCUACAAUAAUCCAGCUUUAUCAUCACCGAUCAUGAUUAUGGAGGUCCUUGAGAGAAAUACACUCGCAGAUCUUAUAGAUAGGAUUAAUAAGGCAAGACUUACGAAUUACGAAAUACUUGCUCAGGCCGAAAAUCCUUGGGCAGCAGGGCGUUACGAUAGGAGUGGCUUGCAAAUUGGUUAUAUUCCUAAUCGAAUACUAUGGAGACUUUUCUUGUGUUUGGCCAGAGGAAUUACCGGAAUGGCGUACGGGCCUCCAACUGACCCAAAUUACGUAGCAGGGGAUCCUUAUCGUGAAUUUGUGCGAGAGCGGCCAAUGAAACAGCUACUUCACAUGGACCUCGAUAUAUAUAAUGUCCUUAUCGGAGAUGUUAGUCACACCCUAUAUGACCCUGAACAUGUCAUGUCCCCAAAAAUAAAGAUAGCCGACUUCGGGAUUGCUAUGGAUUGGAGAAGCGGGUUGACGGUUCGCCAGAGGGAAUUCCUAAUACCGAGAGGAAAGCGCGAUUUUUAUGCGCCAGAACAAAAAGACUAUAAGAGGUCCGCGCGAGACCCUCGUGCCAUAUCACCUGCGAUCAAUGUAUGGGCUAUAGGAUUAAUCAUGUUGAACCUCUUAACGUUGGCACAUCCCCGUCUUUCGUCUUGGGAGGCCAGAGUGAGAACGUAUUAUGCACCGCGCGAAGGAAACCCCAAUUAUCAACAACAAUUCAUAACCUGGGGCUGGUUCCUCCUUGAUCACGAGGAGCAUCAUCCUAGCCCGUUUAUCAUGGCAUUCGACUAUGAACUUCGCCUUCUAAUAGCACGUUGCUUGGAGACUUAUGGCCCAAGACGUCCAACGCCAGCCCAGCUGCUAGGAGUGAUCGAAGAAAACCUUGAAAGAGGAGACGCCAGGUCUCAGUGGCUGUCAGAUCAAAGAAUUGCCCGGGAAGAGCAGGAAUACAGGCAGCGCCUGAUAAUCGAGGAGCAGAGGGAAUCUGACGCCAUGCAAUAUUCUGAUUAUUACGAUCCUGAUUUUGAUGACUCGCGGGACUAUGGACACUCAACUCGUCCACGGGAUAUUCCUCCCGACGACCCGCUGAGCGUGGAUCCGACGAAUAUGAAUCAGUGGCUGGAUCAGCUAGACCCUGAUGCUCCGGUAUUCAGCAAUAAUCUCUCGCGUUCGCAACCCCUCUUCGGUUCUCGGACUGCCGUCAAGGAGCAACCCCUAAUAUCCAUUUCGGAAGAAGAGCGUAUCAGCAAUCCAUGGGAUUACAUAAUGGGAGGGAACCGUUCCCCUCGCCCUGCUCCUCCGCAAUACGACCCGGUUCCAAUAUACGAGCAGACGCCUGUUGCGGGACCCUCAACCGCCACCCCGGGUCCGUCUACGGCUUUCCCCCAACCUCCGCCGCCGCCAAGGGUAAAGACGCCGGCAGCCCAGAGAGUAAUCACGCGCAACGACUACCGCCCGGUCACGGAAUUCCAGACGCCGCCCGAGCUCGAAGACGUCCAGCUGCUUGUGAAGUUCUACAUGGACCAUCUCCGCGACCCACCUCAAAGGGUAGAUCCGUACGCAAAACUAUGGUCAAAGAGCACUGCCGAACCGAGCAUAACAAAUCAAACACCCACCAGAGUGGGGCGCCACGUCAGGUUUAGGGUAACCCCGGUUCCUCCCGGCGGGAUUCCUGCUGAGAUUUGGGAUCCCCCUCCUCCUCCCGGAUUUCCUCCGGGCCAUCGUCCGGCUGCAAAGCGGGAACCUGAAGGGAAUUUGAAGCAACCCCCUGACCAAGCAAAUGCAGGUGGAGUAGAUGAAGGUAACAUAUAUGAUGCUACUCCCCCUCCCCGCCACUCCCCCCAUGUGAAGUUUGCUGUAUGA